AACAACUCUACCCAGAGAUGCUCAUUCCCGAGCCAGAUUACUACAGUGAUAGUGACGAUGAUGAUUCACUGCCUCCGUACCGAGCCGGCGACCCGGCGACGGACUGCCACCUCAUCGCGCCAAAGAAGCUUAGUAACCCGUGCUCGGAAUCGUCGGAGAGGCAGAGGUUACACAAGGAAAUGAUGCUCAACCAAAAACUAGGCAUUAACGUGCUAAAUCAGAAAACGGAGCUUAAGAAAGAGUUGGACCGGAGACAGGAGCAGGCCUGCAAGAAAAAGGAGAAGGAGGAGAUGAUGACCAAACGCUCCAGCUUUGAGAUGCAGCUGGAGAAACGAGCCAAUCAGCUUCAACUGGAUGAAAACAAGGACAAGAUGGAAAGACAGAAGAUCGAGGAAGAAGAACGAAGAAAACCGGAGUUUGUCAAGGUCGGAGAGAAGAUCAAAGGUCGUUUGUCGCCUCCGAACACCUCCAACUCUCUCUAAUCGUCUCCGUCUGUUCACACCGGGGGUCAGCACGCAUCGUGCUUACCUUAUGGUGAAAUCCGCAUCGCUGACAACAACCGGAAUGUUGGUUGCGAUGCAGAGUAACGUUCACUUGAUUUUGAGGUUCGUUGGAGAGAAUUUAGUUUCAUAUCUGGCAGCAUUUACGCGGUUUCUUACGGGAAUGAGAAGCAGUUUGGCUUCUAUCUGAACGAACAUAUAACAAUUUACGGCUGUCCCUAAACACAUGGGGAAACUGGCUGGUGCGUUGAAUACAACAACAGGGUUUUUUAGUUUUGAAUGCAUAAUGGUGUAAUAAGUAUGUAGCGAUGUUAUGUUGAGAUGUUGAGGCAUUGAUUGUCUCCCAGCCAUCAUUUCUCUCUUCCACGUGUAGCUUAGCAUGGACACUGGAGCCUUAUUUAUUAUUCCAACAAGAUGUCUUUCGCUAAAGUUAUUUUUUUUAACAUAUUUGUAUUAAUUAAUGUACUCGUACUUGGGUAGUGUGCUAGUUACGUUGAUUGCAUAGUGACACGAACAAAGUAAGAGCGUGGCAGUAUUUGUUGGUGGAGAUAGAGAACUCGUAAACUUGCGCUCAUGUAGCGCCAUCUAUUGGUAAUAAGAACGAUUUUUAAUUUGAUUCCGCGAUUUUGUCGUGAAUUCCCACCGAACAUGCAGAAUUGAGAUAGGAUCUGAAUUAUAGAAAGGUCUGGGAUAUCGCAUUCAAGAUAAAUAAUACAACAUGUAUAUAAUAUGUGGUAUUAUUUAAUUUUAAAAUACAAAUCUUGUUUAGGUUGGUUUUUUGUAAUAGAUUUAGCAGAUAUAGACCGAGCACAAACUACGCAAAAAAUACAGAAAUAGAUACAAUGUAAUAGAUAAAAAAUACAUGUAUAGUCUGCCCUUAUUGUAUCCCCC
Molecule: messenger RNA, 1391 nt
Organism: Priapulus caudatus
Lineage: Eukaryota; Metazoa; Priapulida; Priapulimorpha; Priapulimorphida; Priapulidae
Product: protein FAM107B-like
Source: RefSeq, a predicted model, not a curated record